Molecule: messenger RNA, 2001 nt
Organism: Choloepus didactylus (southern two-toed sloth)
Lineage: Eukaryota; Metazoa; Chordata; Mammalia; Pilosa; Megalonychidae
Gene: TINAGL1
Product: tubulointerstitial nephritis antigen like 1
Exons: 11
Coding region: 173-1573 (466 amino acids)
Biological process (GO): proteolysis
Cellular component (GO): lysosome
Molecular function (GO): cysteine-type peptidase activity
Source: RefSeq, a predicted model, not a curated record
GGACACAUCCACUGUGGUACUUCUGCCCUUGCCCUGCUCGGGGACUCAGGAAUCGGGGUCUGCUGAACCCCUGGGACUCGCAGCCCCAGGAAGCUGGGAGCUGGGGCCCUGGAGUCUCUGCUGCACACCACCUUGACCCUGACCUCUGCCCUCCUUGGGCCCAGGAGGCACCAUGUGGCGAUGUCCACUGGGGCUGCUGCUGCUGCUGCUGGCCGGUGAGGCAGCCCUGGGUGCACGGCGGGGCCGUGGGCGCCGGGAGCUGGCGCCGGGUCUGCACGUGAGGGGCAUCCGGGACGCGGGCGGCCGGUACUGCCAGGAGCGGGACCUGUGCUGCCGCGGCCGCUCUGAUGACUGCGCCCUGCCCUACCUGGGCGUCACCUGUUACUGUGACCUCUUCUGCAACCGCACCGUCUCCGACUGCUGCCCUGACUUCUGGGACUUCUGCCUCGGCGUGCCGCCCCCCUUUCCCCCCAUCCAAGGAUGUAUGCAUGGGGGUCGUAUCUAUCCAGUCUUGGGAACCUACUGGAACAACUGUAACCAUUGCACCUGCCAGGAGAAAGGGCAGUGGGAGUGUGACCAGGAGCCAUGCCUGGUGGACAACGACAUGAUCAAUGCCAUCAACCAGGGCAACUAUGGGUGGCGGGCUGGGAACCACAGUGCCUUCUGGGGCAUGACCCUGGACGAGGGCAUUCGAUACCGGCUGGGCACCAUCCGCCCGUCUUCCUCCGUCAUGAACAUGAAUGAGAUCCACACAGUGCUGGGCCCCGGGGAGGUGCUGCCCACGGCCUUCGAGGCCUCCAAGAAGUGGCCCAACCUGAUCCACGAGCCUCUCGACCAGGGCAACUGUGCAGGCUCCUGGGCCUUCUCCACAGCAGCUGUGGCAUCUGAUCGCGUCUCAAUCCAGUCUCUGGGGCACAUGACGCCCGUCCUGUCGCCCCAGAACCUGCUGUCUUGUGACACCCACAACCAGCAGGGCUGCCGCGGCGGGCGUCUCGACAGCGCCUGGUGGUUCCUGCGACAUCGUGGGGUGGUGUCUGACCACUGCUACCCGUUCUUGGGCCGUGAGAGGCACGAGGUUGGCCCUGCCCCCCGCUGCAUGAUGCACAGCCGGGCCAUGGGUCGGGGCAAGCGCCAGGCCACUGCCCACUGUCCCAAUAGCCACAUCCAUACCAAUGACAUCUACCAGGUCACUCCUGCCUACCGCCUCGGCUCCAACGAGAAGGAGAUCAUGAAGGAGCUGAUGGAGAAUGGGCCUGUCCAAGCCCUCAUGGAGGUGCACGAGGACUUCUUCCUGUACCAGGGUGGCAUCUACAGUCACACGCCAGUGAGCCUUCAGAGGCCGGAGCAGUACCGCCGCCAGGGGACCCACUCGGUCAAGAUCACGGGGUGGGGAGAGGAGACGUUGCCCGAUGGAAGGACGCUCAAAUACUGGACGGCAGCCAACUCGUGGGGCCCAGCCUGGGGCGAAAGGGGACACUUCCGCAUUUUGCGUGGCGCCAACGAAUGUGACAUCGAGAGCUUCGUACUAGGCGUCUGGGGCCGGGUAGGCAUGGAGGACAUGGGUCAUCACUGAAGCCGCGGGCACCAUGCCAGGCUGGCCCAGGGCCCCAGCCGAGGGGCAGCCGGCAGAAGAUCGCCUGCAGGGCCGCGCCCCCCGCCACUGUGACAGAGACCGCAUGGGAGCUCCAGCGCAGGCGGGUGCCACAGGUCUAAUCCGGGCGCACAGAUUCGCUGAUGCAGCGCCCAGCCUGGGAGCCGCGGGCAGGAGAGGCUGGCGGAGCCCCCAGACCUCCCAGCGGGGACAGGGCAGGGCCUGGCCUGAGGAAGUGUGGGGCCUGCAGAUCUCAGACCCCAGACACCCCACCCAAGACCAGUGAAGCCAGGACACUCCCAGGUCUCCAGCCCCACUAUCCCCACCCCACCCAUAUUCUUAUUCUCCAAAGAUAUUUAUUUUUGUUUUCACUGUUUUAAAAUAAAAUUGAAGUAUUGAUAACUAUAGGA